Molecule: messenger RNA, 2832 nt
Organism: Schistosoma mattheei
Lineage: Eukaryota; Metazoa; Platyhelminthes; Trematoda; Strigeidida; Schistosomatidae
Source: the annotation of a GenBank genome assembly
AUGGCGGUCUUGGGUGAAGAGUGGUUUGCUGUUGGAGACAUUUAUUUCAGAAAGCUUCAUCUUUACGAUAUGCCGUGGGGUAUGGGAUUUUCAAUAUCACAAUUCAAGACAUCGAUUUGUCAGUAUUCUGGUUAUAUCGCAAUGUAUUUGGAUGGCCAAGCGGGAGCGAAACCUAUACUUCAAAUAUAUACAUCAUCAGGCAAACUCGUUUCCCAAAGUGUUUGGAAAGAUGCACCUGGUAUAUUGCUUGGUUGGACUUUGUCAGAGGAUUUAUUAGUUAUCCAAAAAACAGGAUUCACUACCAUAUUAGAUCAUCAGGGCAAGUUUGUUCGACGUUUUAGUAUGGGACCUGAAGCUGAAGAAAGAGAAAUAAUUAGUGCUAAGCUUUUUACCAUUGAUUAUAAUACAGGAAUAGCUGUUCUUACUGGUGGAAACCACAUAUAUGUAACUACCAGUAUCGAAACUCCACGUAUGCGACGCCUUGUAGAAUUACCUGGACCAGUAAAGUCUUUGUCACAUUGGACUAUUGUCACAACACCUCUUGAAACUGGAACACCUGAUUCUUUUCGAAGCCCAUGGGUGAUGUUUUCAAACAAAAAGAAUUUGUACCGAGCUGACUUUGGAACAGUUGAAGGUAUUGAUUUGUCAAAGCUUACUAGGUCAACUGGUUCUGAUAUUUACUUAUUGUCUAUAUCUUUGAAUAUGCAAUUUGUUGCAAUUUAUUUAACCAAUGGUGAAUUGUUAAUUACCAAUACGCGAUUUACUGAAUUACAUUCACAUAUUGACUUGACCCAACGUAUAUCAGUUAUGUUGGUGAAUAAUAAUAAUUCAGCUAAUCAAAAACUCAAUCAUCCUAAAACGAUGCUUUGGUUAACUAAUUCAGCUGUUGUGCUUCAAUGGAAUAAUUUAAUUGCUAUUAUAAGUACACAGUCAGAUAUUUAUGAAACAUUUUAUGCUGAUGAUAUAUUCUUAGCCCAAGAGAUUGAUGGAAUUCGCAUUCUAUCACCUACAUCACACGAAUUAUUACAACGUGUACCAUCCCCAUUAGAAUCACUUGGACGUAUUGGAGCAUCGUGUCCAGCCACAUGGUUAUUGUCUGCAAGUAAGAGUUUAAAAAUCAAUUGUGGACGUACUAAUGAUUAUUUAUUGCCUAUUAAACAACCUAAUCAAAUGAUUGAUGCAAUAUCACAUUGUAUUGAAGCAGCAUGUCAUGCAACUGUUGAUCCUAUUUGUCAACAAGAACUACUGGAAUCUGCUCAUUUAGGUCGAGGAUUAUUAUCAGCUAUGAUGAAUACUACUCCUAAUGCUACUAUUUCUUCUACCACUGUUACUAACAAUAACAAUACAGGUCAUUAUUCAGUUGAGGCUAAAUUGAAAGAACUCGCGGAUCAUGCUGCAAAGGUUUGUCAAACUUUGCGUUUGUUGAAUAGCUUAGCUGUUCCAUGGUUAGGUAUUGCACUAACGUGGCGUCAGUUUCGUGAAUUAGGACCAAACAAAUUGUUUGAACGUUUAUUGAUGCGCCGUCAUUACCCAAUGGCGAUUGAACUUGUUCGAAUCCAUCAAAAACAUAAAUGGCCAAUAAGCAUUCUCGAAGAAAGUCAAAGCAAUUAUGGGACAUGCACAUUUACUCGUUUACUUGCCCAUUGGGCAUGCAAUAGUUCUAUAACAUCUUCAGGAGCAGCUACAUUGAUAUCAGAACGGGUAGCAGCUAUUGUGGAUAAAUUAUUCAACAAUUCAUCAGAGAGCAAAUCUAAGUCUAGUAAUCAUCAUGCCAACUAUUACAGUACCUCUAUUCCUCAUUUGGACUUCGCUGAUGUAGCUAGUCAAGCUAUUUCAGCUGGUCGAGAAACAGUUGCGGAGCAAAUAUUAGAAUAUGAGCCACGCGCUUGGCGUCAGGUACCAUUACUUUUAAAAUUAUCUCGUUAUAAUCGUGCAUUAGUUCGAGCAGUAGAGACUGGAAAUCCUGAACUAAUUACGACAGUUGUGGUAGCAUUGCAAGAGCAAACUCUGGCCAUAUAUCAAGAGACAUUAGAACAAGUUGAUCAUUCUAAAUCUGGUUCUGAAAAUUCAACAAAAGCUGCUCUUUUAAAUUUUGAUCAUGAAAAUGAUCAUGCGUCAGAAGCUAAAAAAAUUGUUCUCUCAGCCUAUCAAGAAAAUAGUUUAGCUUCACGAUUGACAUUAUUACAAAAUGCUGAAGAGAUUUAUCGUCAAUCAAAGAAUGAUUUUAUGGCUCAGCAAUGUAACGCACAAGUUCGUCUAUUGAAAUUUCAAAGUAAACUUGAGAAACAAGAAAUAUCUGCUCCUGUCUUCGAAAUUAAAUCUAUACCCGGCUCUAAUCGUAUAUUACCCGAGGUAGUACAGUCUGGUAGUAUAAAUGAGAAGCUUUGGGUUGGUCAGUCGCUAAACACAACACUCAGUCGUUUGUUAGCUUCCGGGCAAUCCGAACGUCAAGCAGAUCAAUUACGCAGAGAAUUUAGAGUUUCAGAAAAACGUUUCGCUUUUCUUCGUGUUGUUGGUAUGGCAAUCAAUAAUGCAUCUUGGUUAGAAAUGGAUAAAAUGAUUCGAGCAAAAAAACCACCGGUUAAUGUUGAGAUAUUAAUCAAAAUUUGUAUCGACGGCAAUCGUAUAGACGAAGCGAUAAAACUAAUUUCUAAAGUUCCACCUGAACGAACAGUCCGUUUCUGGGUAAUGACUGGGAGAAUCGAAGAAGCCAUUCAGGUAGCGGUUCGUGAGAAAUCAGAAUAUGAUUUAUUGUAUAUUCAGCGUGAAGUUGGAAAAACCAACAAAGAAUUAUAUGAUCGGAUUACUAAUCUACGAGCACAAAUUCAGUGA